Ixodes scapularis (black-legged tick) is the source of this 1200-nucleotide messenger RNA. RefSeq lists its product as uncharacterized. Bases 1 to 1200 code for a protein of 399 amino acids. NCBI's taxonomy places the organism in Eukaryota, Metazoa, Arthropoda, Arachnida, Ixodida, Ixodidae. The transcript has a single exon. The record is from RefSeq and is a predicted model, not a curated record. Gene Ontology annotation, molecular function: zinc ion binding; nucleic acid binding.
AUGGCCAACGGAGCGGCUGUCCCCGGUGAGAGCGCGGAUCAUGCCCUGAUCGACGCAGGAGUUGUGGGCUACCGGAUGUUGCUGCCGGCACUGCCGAAGGGCAAGCGACUUGAAACUACUGUCUUCCUCCACGGAGAUCCCAGAGGACGACCAUACCGGACACAGGACUUUGCGGAGGCGCUGGAGGCAACCGUCGGUAUGGGGCACGUGGUUGGACUGGGCGUUUUCCAGUUUAACCACGUGUUCGUGUGCAUGCUGGAUACAACUGACAUGAAGGACACAUUGGCGGCAAUGAAGGAGCUGAAAGUCAAAGGCAAACGCUGCGUGGUCGUGGACCCCAACGUCGUGGAGGCCGAAAUCAGGGUCUACUGGCUCCCGGCUUAUGUCACAGACGAGGAAGUGCGGGCCGCCCUCAAGGAGUUUAGGAAUGUGACCCAAGUGACAAGAGAGAAACGGAAGUCGUCGGACGGCGGUUACGAAAUCGAGACCACAACGCGAGGCGUCAGGAUCAUCCUCAAAGAAGGGCUCCGCAAGGAGGAGCUCCCGCAUCAGGGCGCCAUCGCUGGAUAUCCCGUGCUCGUCUCCGUACCCGGACGACCACCGAUGUGCCUCCGCUGCAACCAGUUGGGGCACAUGCGGAGGCAAUGCAGGGCUCCCUGGUGCCGGCGGUGUCGAGGCUACAGCCACAUCGAGGCGGAGUGCGUCCCCACGUACGCCGCCAAAACCAGGCACCAACCGGAGAGUGUUCAACGGAACGGGCUGCUUGACGACGGCGACACGCUGGAAAACAAAGCCAGCAGGGUGACGGCGGCUCAACCAACACCGCAAGCCCUGACCACGUCCAACAACAUGGACACAGCGGAUACAAAGGCACCUAACAACGGAGCUACAGAGGACACCGAGAUCGGCCGCCUCCCCGAGGUCGAGGAACAGACCACCGUACCGCCGGGGGAGGCCAACGCAGCACCAUCCGAACCCGCACUCACGCCAACGGCAGAACCGGCGCUUCCGACCCCACUGCCAGCGCCGACGGCCGCUCCGGUGAAGGGUCCCCUGCCGGAGCCCGAUGCAGGUGUUCCUCUCAAGGACACCAAAGCCACGCGUCAGAGCGUACGGAAUAGGAAGAACAGGGAACUUGCUCCCACUUUGCCAGUGAUGCGUCCUGUGGAAGCGGGUCGUUCGUCGCCAAGCGCGUUGUAA